UGGUUUUAGCAGCAGCAUCACCGAGCAGCAAACUUAGUCCAGGCAAACUCAGGAGAUAAACUAAAGACAAACCACGUCUGUCUAUUUCUGCGCAACAUCUCUGCAGCCACAGUACUCCUGAAGCUUUCUCCGACUGCGAACAAGGUUUCUGGUUUUCCCCCUGUCUAGAUCCCAAACUGUGAUACAAUGAAAGUGGCCAUUGUUACCGUUCUGCUCUUCGCCACAGUUCUGUGUGGGCCGGUGAGAAAAGCUUCGUACCGUAGUUCAGAGAGCUCUGAAGAAGUGGUGAGACGACCAGCAGUUCCAGCCAUCAGGAAACAGGCUGCAGUGGUUCCUCAGUCCCGUGCAGCACAUGUACAGAAUGUUGUAGCAGCAGCUGCUACCGACUCCGACGAGAGCAAAGGGAGUUCAGAUGAAGACGAGAGUGUAGUCACAACUGAUGGCACGAACACAGCCUUAGCCUCAGAUACAACCUCUGACAAAAGCAAGGACAGUGGAGAUGAUGAUGAUGAUGAUAAUGAUGAUGAAACCAAGGAAACAGAGGAGGAUGAAUCCAGCUCAGAGUCAGGCGAGUCCUCCACCCUCGCUCCUGCUACAGACACCCCUGUGAUCAUCACAGAUGAGCCUGUAGCCGAAACCACUGUGGAGCCCAUCGUGCCGACCAUUGUCACCGACGCAGAUACAGGCCAUGGCGACAACAUGAGAGGCUACCCCGGUGACUACAAGUCCAUCGUCUAUGUGGAGGACAAAUCCUACCACAAGAUUCCUGUUGCCUACAAGUCCUAUGAGUUUGUUGGUACUGGAAAGAAGACGGCUUACGACAUGACAGAAGGCAACGAAGUGGAGAAGUCACUGAAGGUGUAUAAGGCUAUUCAGGUCCACUCCGAUCUCGUGGAGGAGGACACCAGCACCCCAGAGGUGGAGAGCCAGGGUCUGGACGCAUCUUCUGUCACCACUCAGGACCACCAGGAGGAGGGUGCUAGCCCUAGUGAUGCCACCACCAGCACCCCAGAAGAGGAGGAGGAAGAAGAGGAGAGUGCCAGCACCAGCCAGGAGUCUGAGGACAAGGAGAGCCAGAGCAGCGAGGAGGCCACUGUCACACCUGGAGCAGCUGACAGCGAUUCAGAUGAGAGUGACAGCGAUGAGAGUGAGGGGACUGGACCUGAUGCCACCACCGACACACCGCUAGUUAUCACAGCCAAAUAAGUUCAGUCCAUUCAGGCCAUAGAAUGGAUAGUGGUGUCAGAUUCACAUCAUGUGAACACGCCUCAUCCAGGUGCAAAAGGUCCUGUGUAGAGCCACUUUCCCAUCUGGGCCAAACAGGGCCAAGACCUCAUUAUUACUAUUGUGUUCAGUCAACAUUUCUGUGACUGUGCAUCUUUUGGAAAGCAGAAAUGCUUUUCCUGGGUUAUAUUUAAAGAAACCAUUAUCUCUUUAUAUCCUAUGUUCUGUGGUCUGGUUGUCUUGCUAAAACUCAUGUUUGCCUCUGCAGGGAAGAGUGAUCAGUAGAUCCUUAAAAUGAUACUGAAACUGAUGGCUGCACCCUGAAACAUGAGGUUGACUCACCUCGUGGCCUGGUGAAAGAUCAAAUCUGGUAAAAACAACAAAGAAACAAAGUUGAGUCCUGGAAUUUAGCACAGCACUACAUUUAAUCACUAAUUAACUGCAAAAUGCAAACUACAUUGUUCUGUGUUUAUAAAAUAAGAAAGUGCACAGUUUAUUUAAAUGUUAUUAAUAAUUUCUAGCAUAAUAAAGAUUAAACUUGCCAUUAAGCCAUAUGGUUUCUGCCUGUGUGGCUUAGGUUUGUUGCUUGCUAAUAUCAAAUUUGCUGGUGUAGAUUAAAGGAUAUAAACAAAGAGAAAGAUUCAGUACAAACAUAUAUACAACACAAUCCUGUUCAUUUGCACAGUUCCUACCUACACUAGAUGUUGUUUGUCCCUUGUUGUUUAAUGUAAUGUAUCAUAAUGUACCAUUUUUAAAAUAUCAAU
Monopterus albus (swamp eel) is the source of this 1988-nucleotide messenger RNA. RefSeq names its product secreted phosphoprotein 1 (gene spp1). The transcript is spliced from 8 exons. Gene Ontology annotation, biological process: cell adhesion; ossification. The record is from RefSeq and is a predicted model, not a curated record. Lineage: Eukaryota; Metazoa; Chordata; Actinopteri; Synbranchiformes; Synbranchidae. The coding region runs from base 187 to 1206 and encodes 339 amino acids.